AUGGAACGAAAGCAAGUUUUAUCAGUAAUUGCUGCUGUGUUUGACACUCUAUUAUUUGGUGGAAUAAUAUUCGGUUGGCCUUCCCUGGAUUUCGUGCUAAAGCGAGAGGGUUAUUUUUCUUCUAAAUGUGAAAUAGAAACCGCUGAUUUAAAGAACGACACAGCUGUAGCUUCCUCCGAGAAAAUCUUGAAUUGUCCUAGUCAAGAUAUUGCACUUAGCCUGGUCUACACGUUAUCCUCCACGCUUGGCGGUAUAUCUUCUUUCCCACUCGGUUAUCUGUUUGAUCGUUUCGGAACUUGGAAAUUUCGAUCAUGCGGUAUCUUAAUAUCAAUCCUUGCGUGUGUGGCUGUUGCUUGCUCGAACAAACAAAGUUCGUUGGUGUUAUACAUAGCAAUGCCAAUCCUCGCAGUAGGUGGAUUUACAAUUAUCAUUUCUAAUGCCCCGAUCGGAUACUUUUGCGUAGCAGCGCAAGCAACAGUAAUUUCAAUCAUCUAUGGUGCGUUUGAUUCUUCAGCAGCGGUGAUGGUGGUCAUGAAGUCAGCUUACGAGUUGGGAGCAACCGUACCUGAAAUAUUUACUGUCUAUGGCGCUUUGUUACUCCUCUCACUUGUUUACACAUUCGUGCUCAUGCCAAGAAUGCAUGUUUCAUUCAACGUACCAGAUGGUUACCAGUACGGUCUCACAGAAUGUUUUUUCUCUAACAACACAAUCUCUACACCACCAAACGGAAUUCAAAACAAAACAGAAAACAAUGGUUCCGGGAACUCGGAAUCUAUUUCCAUCCUAACUAACGACAUUAAUAAACAGAAAACGUUCUCUUCAUCUCUUAAAGAUAUUUCAUAUUGGCUUAACGUGACGUACAUAUCUAUCCUACAACUUCGACUAUACUUUUUUUUCGCCACAUUUAAUCAAUGGCUAUCGAAACUGACAAGUAACCACCCAGAACAAAGAAAAUACGUUGCUGCAUUUGGCUAUAUUCAACUUACUGGGGUAUUACUCGGGCCUUUUGGUGGGUUGUUGACUGACAUGAUGAUAAAGUAUUUUCGGAAGUCUUCCACAUUUUCGGAACAAGCUGUACGGAAACGAGCUAUAUCCAUCACGAUCGGCUGCACCUGUUUAAUGGCAACUAUCUUCUCUGUACUUGUUCUGAUUCCCGUUUUAGAAAUCCAGUACAUCACAUUUGUCAUACAGAACAUUGCCCGUACUUUUUUGUUCUCCGGAAAUGGCGUAUUUAUUGCCACCACAUUUCCAAGCGAACAUUUUGGAAAACUUCAGGGCAUUAGCUUAGGCAUUGCGUCAAUGGUAUCACUCUUAAACUACCCCAUAAAUAUUUUAGUUGUAAAAGUUUUUGGUGGUAAUUUUAUGGUUGUGGACUUGGUGUUCUUAGGUCUGUGUGUUUUAACGUUCGUGAAUCCUGUAGUUUUGUUUCUUCGAAGUAAAAAAUCUAUCUAA
Ciona intestinalis (vase tunicate) is the source of this 1452-nucleotide messenger RNA. Its product is annotated as equilibrative nucleobase transporter 1-like. The record is from RefSeq and is a predicted model, not a curated record. Gene Ontology annotation, molecular function: transmembrane transporter activity. Lineage: Eukaryota; Metazoa; Chordata; Ascidiacea; Phlebobranchia; Cionidae. Gene Ontology annotation, biological process: transmembrane transport.